Molecule: messenger RNA, 2353 nt
Organism: Lepidothrix coronata (blue-crowned manakin)
Lineage: Eukaryota; Metazoa; Chordata; Aves; Passeriformes; Pipridae
Gene: DHRS9
Product: dehydrogenase/reductase 9
Exons: 6
Coding region: 1-1161 (386 amino acids)
Source: RefSeq, a predicted model, not a curated record
AUGCGGGUCUCGGUGCAGAAGUUUAUGAGCGACUUGGGCUGUUUCUAUGUUCUGACACUGGAAAUGACUGGUGAAGGCAACUCCUCUGCUCCAAAUUCUAAAUCAGCAAUCAAAGGAAAUGUCAUUGCCUGGCACGUCACUGCAAAUGGACUGGGGCUUUCAUUUUCAGACUCACUGCACAUAGCAAUUUUGGCUUCCAUAUUUUCUCUUAUAAUUUACUGGCUCAUCAGAGACAGAUACAGAGUGAGAAACCUGAGUGGAAAGCAUGUCUUCAUAACAGGCUGUGACACCGGACUUGGAAACUCCCUGGCUAAAUGGCUUGACAAAAGGGGAUUUUGUGUCAUUGCUGCAUGUGCCACAGAAAAAGGAGGCCAAGAGCUACAGUCCUGCUCUUCACCCUCACUGAAGACAGUGAAUCUGAACUUAGCAGACUCCAGUAGCAUCGCCAGGGCUGUGGGGUUUGUGACUGAAGAGACAGCUGGCAAAGGGCUUUUUGGCUUGGUGUGCAAUGCUGAAGGAACAGCUCCUGUAGCACCCACUGACUGGCUGAGGAUUGAAGACUUCCAUUCAGUGCUGGAUGUUAAUCUGCUGGGAUUGAUUGAAAUCACACUCAAGCUUCUGCCACUUCUGAAAAAAGCUGAGGGAAGAGUUGUCAAUUUAAUUAAUGCCAAAGGCCUCAUGGCUUUUGUAGGGGGUGGCUAUAGUCUGUCCAAAUGGGGCAUGGAAGCUUUCUCUGACACUUUACGGAUAGAGAUGCAGCAUUUUGGAGUGAAAGUAAGCGUUGUUGAGCAUGGUUUCUUUAAGGCAGGAGUAGUUAAUUCAGAUAUCACCGAGAAAUACCUCUUCAGACUUUGGAACGGACUGACUCCUGAGAUCAGGGACUCCUACGGAGAAGAAUACUUUGUUGAAUAUGUAAAAGCACAAAGAUCUUCAGUCAGAAGACUGUGUGACUAUGAUAUUUCUAGUGUCAUAAAAUGCAUGGAACAUGCCCUGAUAGCAAAGUACCCAAGGACACGAUACAGAGCUGGAUGGGAUGCAAAGUUCUUUUGGCUGUUUCUCUCCUAUGCCCCAAGCUGUUUAUCUGACAUGCUGUUGCGUAUGAUGUUUCCAGCUCCAGCAGAUAGCGGGAGAUCAGUUCCUGGAGUUCUAAUUAAUGUCUAGUAUUAAAACAGUAUCAGCUCUGCACAAAUAAAUACUAAUUCUGUCAAAAUCAGAUGUCCUCUUUACCAGUUACUAGACUGUUUAAAUUCCUUUCAGAUGACACUUUCUCCAUCCCCCACCCUUCCUUACCUGAAAUUUCUGAGUUCACAGGUGGGCUUGUAAAUCCAGUGUGUUUUUGAAGGCCAUUUUUUAUGCUCAGAAAUGAUACCUCUAUAGAAUCUGCAUUCAUAAAAUAUUCAGCUACAAAGCUAGUUGAUACUAUUCACACAAUAAAAAAAUUUUAAAUAAGGAAAAUAAAAUCACUAGAAGAAUCAGUUUUUCACAUUGACUUCAUCAACACAUAGGCUGCUAGUGAUCUUGAAAUAGAACAAUGGUCUUUCAGAACACAUACAUGUACCUUACAGAAUGUAUUUAGUCUGAUUUAAUCAUCUAUUUCACUGGCAGUUUGCUCAUGGUCAUAUUCAGGAGCUGAUAAUCUUCAAAAGCUUCUAAGCACAAGACAUGAAGUCAAACAAUAACAAAGCCCAGCUAAUGCAAUAUAUUCCAAAAAUUACAAUUACAGUGUUUGACCAUGUCUAAUCACCUGAUUAUUCAAUUGUGUAGAACAAAAACACAAAUUUUUUUACAGAUAUGCAAUUAUGGGGAAAAUCAAAAUUCCAUUGUACUAUUCAAACAGCAUAUCCAAACACGUAUUUUAAACUUCUUCCUAAUAUUAGUAUAGUUUAUGAGGAAAAUACUAAAAAUAAUAUGCCUUCACAUUUCUUUCACCCUCAGUGUGCUCUGCAAAUUGAAAGUAUUAUUAUUUCACUUAUCAGAUGAAACAGGUCAUUAGUGCAUGCUAUGGCAAAUUCUUCCAAGUGUGCAAAGAGUGUGUUCAGAAUGGCAGAAUGUUAGCUGAGGUUCCUGUGCCUCUUGUACACUAUUUCUAUCUGCUAAGCUGUUGGCCAGAGGUUCACAAACUGGUGUCCCUAAAGAUAUUAAAAUUGAAGGGGUAAAGGUUUUAUUUGCUAAAGUGCUGUGCUGGUGAUUAAUCAUUAAUGUGCAAUUCAAUUAGGCUUAGAAAAAUACCUUGUGCAGGUCAGAACUCCAAACAUAAGAAGUUUCAUCACUGCGUGUAAGAGGGGGCACGUGUGUAGGUUUGUACAUGUGCAAGAAAAGGACAGAAUGUAAAAAGUGUUAGCAACCUUUAAGU